AAGGAGGGACAGCUGUAGGGCGGCGAGAGAGGCGAGCUCCGACUACUGAGUUUUAUAGCCUGCGAGAAAGGCAUCAUGGUGAGCGACGGCUGAAGUGAUUGACAUGAAGGUCCUGGAUUGUAUUAGAUGCUAUCCCUGUGCUGUCUUGGUUGUAUGUGUGCAUCCCUUCAGUUCCGCCGGUCGGCCGCCCGCUUGGCGUUCAAGUUGCCUGAUCUGCCGUACAAGCUCGACGCACUGCAGCCGCACAUCAGCGCAGAGACCCUCUCAUACCACCACGGUCGGUGGAUGGAUGAGGCGACGAGUGCAUGAACCGCCCACAGCAACGAAGCACUUGCCUGCAUGGCUCAUGGAUGGAUGGAUGGAUGUCUUCGUGUGUGCGUGCGUGUCUGUCGUCCAGGCAAGCACCAUGCGGCGUACGUCAACAAGCUGAAUCAGCUGAUAGAGGGCCGGCCCGCCCUGGCCUCCAAGACGCUCGAGGAGAUCAUCAAGGGAGAAGACGGCAUCGUCUUCAACCAAGCGGCACAGGCAGGCAAACCAAACAACACUCACCACACAUCCCUGUGCGUGUGCAUCGCAUCGUGUGCACCUAACUUCUAUAUGUCAGAUAUGGAACCACACCUUCUACUGGUCGUGCAUGAAGCCGGGCGGCGGCGGUCUGCCCACCGGAGCCGUCAAGGACAAGAUCGACGCGGCCUUCGGCUCCUUCGACGCCUUCAAGGAGCAGUUCUCCACCGCUGCCGCCGGCCACUUCGGCUCGGGGUGGGCCUGGCUCGUGGCGGGAGACGACGGCAAACUCAAAAUCGUCGGCGGUCACGACGCCAUGAACCCUAUGAAAGGUGUGAGCGAGAGGGAAGGGAAGGGAAGCGGCGAGAGGCAUCAGGAACAUGUGUGUGUGUUGUCCAUGUCUGCGUGUCUGUGGGUGCGCGAGCAGACGGGAGCGGCAAGGCGAUCUUGACGUGUGACGUGUGGGAGCAUGCCUACUACGUCGACUACCGGAACGAGCGGCCAAAAUACGUUGCCGGUGAGUCGAUCGACCGACACAACCGACACAAUCGCAACACAGACAAAUGAACGGCGCCUCCUCUCCUCACCUGUUGCCUGUCAUCCAUCAUCUGGCCAGCGUGGUGGAACCUGGUCAACUGGGACUUUGCCAACGCCAACCUCGCCGCCCAAUAGAUAGACAAGAAAAGCGCGACACCCCCGUAGGUAGCGGCGAAGUGCUCACUGGCCGCCAUUUUGCUGUGCCGCAGCGAGUGGCUGGCUGGGAGGGACAGAGACGUACGUAGAACAGCGAGCGGGGGAUGAGGAGUG
Vitrella brassicaformis is the source of this 1311-nucleotide messenger RNA. NCBI's taxonomy places the organism in Eukaryota, Vitrellaceae. The record is from the annotation of a GenBank genome assembly.